Molecule: messenger RNA, 5055 nt
Organism: Drosophila sulfurigaster albostrigata
Lineage: Eukaryota; Metazoa; Arthropoda; Insecta; Diptera; Drosophilidae
Gene: wts
Product: serine/threonine-protein kinase Warts
Biological process (GO): hippo signaling; positive regulation of apoptotic process; peptidyl-serine phosphorylation
Molecular function (GO): protein serine/threonine kinase activity; ATP binding
Source: RefSeq, a predicted model, not a curated record
UUUGAGCUUCUGAUUUGCGGUCACGCUGAAUGUCAGUCUAUCGCUCGGCCACCACGAUAUCGCCCAUCUAUUAUUAUUAUUAUUAAUUAAAACAACGCAGCGCGUGGAGGUGGAGGAAAAAUUGUGAAAAGUGCAAAAUCGCAGCGCGUAAAGCAAGUUGGCGACAUCGAUCGUGUAUAUUAUUAAUUAAAAUUCCGUCAAGCCAAGCCAAGCAAAGCGGUGCGGUGUGUGAGUGCGGGCUAAAUAAAAUCAAAAUACAAAAAUACGAAUAAAAAAUAUUUGUAUUCAAUUAUUCAAAUUCAUUCAUCGAGCGACUUGCAGUGUCCGCCCAAAAUAUUAAUUUGCUAUAUUGCAAACAUGAUCAUGAUGACGUUGAUAAGUGCCACAAAUUGUGAUAAAAUACAAAACUGAUGGAAAAUCCAUAUGUUUAUGUGAUACGUGAAAUACAAAAGAGAAGAAAAACAAAAUAAAUAAGUAUGAAGAUUUAUAACAAACACAAAACAGAGACUUUUGCUGCUUCUGCUGCAUUCAAGUGUCUGUGAAUAAAUUGUUGUAUUUAAUUUGUGCAGCAAACAAAUGUUUUUUUUUUUCCGUUCGUUCGUGUGUGCUAUUCUAAUGCAAAUGAAGUGCCUUAGUGAAGAAUUUAGCGAGUGUUAAACAAAAAAAAAAAACAAAGCAAACACAAUUAUCUUAAUUGAUAACAAAAACAACAUCAAAAGCAAUAAUAAUAACAAGCAUUCUUUUGGCUUAAAUCAAGACAAGUAAAUAGUUCACAAUAACAACAACAACAACGAUAAAAAUUCAACAAAGUGAAGAAGCAACAGCAAAUAUUUCAAUCACACACACACACACACAAAGCUAAAUAAAAAAAAAAUAUAUUAAGAUCAAGUAUUUAUUUAAAUACAAUCACUGCUGUUGCUUUUUAAGAGUGAGUGUUGUGUUGUGUUGUGCUCUGGUGUGCGUGUGUGUGCCAGACUGCGUGUGUGUGUGUGCUGUGUGUGUGUGAGUGUCCGUGUUAGUGAGUGUGUGUGUGCGAGCGUGGAGCAUUUUGUGAUAUGAGUGCUAAAUAUCACAACGAGAAGAAGCAGCAGCAUAAUAAUGCAUCCAGCGGGCGAAAAAAGGGGCGGUCGCCCCAAUGAUAAAUACACAGCGGAAGCGCUCGAGAGCAUUAAACAGGAUCUAACCCGAUUCGAAGUACAAAAUAAUCAUAGAAAUAAUCAGAAUUAUACACCUCUGCGAUAUACCGCCGCGAAUGGUCGUAACGAUGGAACCGAUUACCACCAUGCAAAGCUGGCACUGGAGCCGCUGGCGUCGGCGUCACCCUCGUCACCGGGCGAUGUCAUCGUACCCGCCUCCUCAACGUCGAUCGCCGGCCCCGUGCCUGUUGGCGUCGGCGUCGGUGUCGUCCUGCCCUCGGCCAACGGACAUGUGCCAAAGAUAAUCAACGCUCUGAUACCGCCCAAGCUAAUACGCAAACCGAGCAUCGAGCGUGAGACCCAAACGCAUUAUCUACGCUGCAGUCCAGCGCUCGAUUCCGGAGCCGGCAGCUCACGGUCCGACAGUCCGCAUUCGCAUACGCAUCAGCAGUUGAGCGGACGCGGCAGCACCGGCCAAUAUUCGCCCUCUCCCAGCAGCUUCAGCGAUGCAGCGCCGCCAGCGCCACCGCCACGCAAUCCCACCGGCGUCGGUGGCAGCAACAGCAGCUCGGCAACGCCGCCACCGCCAGCCCCAAACAGCAGCAAUCAGAUGUUCAAACGUCGCUCGCCAGCACUGAAUCGACCCGCAGCCAUUGCACCGCCGAGCAAUUGUGCCGCCACACGUGGCACGUCGCCGGUGAUACCGCAAAACGGUGGCAAGACGACGCAACAGCAGCUCAGCCAACAGAUGAAGGCCCUCAGCCUGUACCAGCAGCAACAGCAGCAGCAGAGCGCCAACAGUGGAGCUGUCGGCGCCGAGCCACCGCCGCCGUACAUGAUCAACACGGUGGUGGUGAAUGCCGCACCACCGCCGCCCAGUUACACCGCCUCGAUGCAGUCCCGACAAUCGCCCACGCAAUCCCAGCAAUCGGACUAUCGCAAAUCCCCCAGCAGCGGCAUCUAUUCGGCCACCUCGGCGGGAUCGCCGAGUCCCAUCACCGUCAGCAACGCCAGCGGCAUUCUGCCAGCCAGCGCGGGCGUGGCACGCCCCCAGCCACGGGUGUAUCAGGCACGCACCCAGCAACCGAUCAUCAUGCAGAGCGUCAAGUCGACGCAAGUCCAGAAACCGGUGUUGCAAACCGCAGUGGCGCCUCAAUCGCCGGUCAGCGCCUCGGCGAGCAAUUCACCGGUUCAUGUGCUCGCCGCACCGCCUUCGUAUCCCCAGAAAUCGGCUGCCGUGGUGCAGCAGCAACAGCAGGCCGCAGCUGCCGCUCAACAGCUGGUUGCACCGCAACCGAUUGUGGUUCAGGGCGCCGUGAAGCCGCCAGCGCCAACAACACCGCCACUGAUAGCUGCCGCCUUGAAUGGUGCUGUUGUGGUGGGUGGUAAGGGGGGGAGCAUGGAACCGCCUUCGUAUGCCAAGAGCAUGCAGGCCAAGGCAGCCACGACGCCGCACCAGCAGCAGCAGCAGCAACAACAGCAACAGCAGCAGCAACAACAACAGCAGCAACAGUUGCAGGCGUUGCGAGUGCUCCAGGCGCAGCAACAACAGCAGCAGCAGCUGCAGCAACAACAACUCCAACAGCAACAGCAAAAGCAAUCGAUGUCGGUCAGCAGCAACGGUAAUGUGGCAGUGAAUCGACAGCUGCCGCCUCCGCCGCCGUAUCAAAGUGCACGCGUCACGACGCCCGAGUUGGCCAACAGCAGCAGCAACAACAACCUGCCAGCUGAGCUCAAAUCCGCCUCCAACAACAAUAAUAACAAUAACAACAACAGCAACAACAAUAACAUACAGAUAAGCAACAGCAACUUGGCCACAACGCCACCAAUACCGCCAGCCAAAUACAGCGGUGGCAGUGGCAACGGCAACAGUUCGAGUGGCAGCAAUGGAUCGACGAAUGCGUCCCAAGCUGCCGCCUGCAAGAAGAUCAAACAUGCAUCGCCGAUACCCGAAAGGAAGCAAAUCUCCAAGGAGAAGGAAGAGGAGCGCAAAGAGUUUCGCAUUCGGCAAUAUUCGCCGCAAGCGUUCAAGUUCUUCAUGGAGCAGCACAUUGAGAAUGUCAUCAAAUCGUAUCGUCAGCGGACGUUCCGCAAAAAUCAGCUGGAGAAGGAAAUGCUGAAAGUGGGACUCUCGGAUGAGACACAAAUCGAGAUGCGUAAGAUGCUGAAUCAAAAGGAAUCCAACUACAUACGCCUGAAGCGAGCCAAGAUGGACAAGAGCAUGUUUGUCAAGAUCAAACCAAUUGGUGUGGGCGCCUUUGGGGAGGUGACGCUUGUGCGCAAAAUCGACACAUCGAAUCAUUUGUAUGCAAUGAAGACGCUGCGCAAAGCGGACGUACUCAAGCGCAAUCAGGUGGCGCAUGUGAAAGCCGAACGUGAUAUUCUGGCCGAGGCCGACAACAAUUGGGUUGUCAAGCUCUACUAUAGUUUUCAGGAUAAGGAUAAUUUAUAUUUCGUAAUGGAUUACAUACCCGGUGGCGAUCUGAUGUCGCUGCUCAUCAAGCUGGGCAUCUUUGAGGAACCGCUGGCACGUUUCUACAUCGCUGAGGUCACCUGCGCCGUCGACAGCGUGCAUAAAAUGGGCUUUAUCCACAGGGACAUCAAGCCUGACAACAUACUCAUCGAUCGGGAUGGACACAUAAAGCUCACCGAUUUCGGUCUUUGCACUGGCUUUAGAUGGACGCACAACUCCAAAUACUACCAGGAGAACGGCAAUCAUUCGCGACAGGACUCAAUGGAGCCUUGGGAGGAAUACUCGGAGAAUGGUCCCAGGCCCACAGUGCUGGAGCGGCGACGCAUGCGCGAUCACCAAAGAGUUCUGGCGCACUCGCUGGUCGGCACACCCAACUAUAUAGCACCCGAGGUGCUAGAACGCAGCGGUUACACGCAAUUGUGCGAUUACUGGAGCGUGGGCGUCAUUCUCUAUGAGAUGCUGGUGGGUCAGCCACCUUUUCUGGCCAACAGUCCAAUGGAGACGCAACAAAAGGUCAUAAAUUGGGAAAAGACGCUUCACAUACCACCGCAGGCGCAACUCACACGGGAGGCAACGGAUUUAAUACGACGGCUUUGCGCCUCGUCGGAUAAACGACUGGGCAAGAGUGUGGACGAGGUGAAGGGCCACGAGUUCUUCAAGGGCAUUGAUUUUGCGGAUAUGCGCAAGCAGAAGGCACCGUAUAUACCGGAGAUUAAACAUCCCACGGAUACGUCCAACUUUGAUCCCGUUGAUCCAGAUAAGCUGCGCUCGAAUGAUUCCAAUUUGAGCAGUGGCGAUGAUAUCGAUCUGAAUGAUAGGCAAUUCCAUGGAUUUUUCGAAUUUACCUUUAGACGAUUUUUCGAUGAUCGGCAGCAGCCGGACAUGACGGAUGAUCAGGCGCCGGUCUAUGUCUGAUCUCGCUCCUAUACUACAUACACACAUAUACAUACAUACAAACAAUCAUUGUUAGUCAAAUAGUCACAAAACGAAACAUUGGGAACAGAAAACAGCAUGUUAACAGAGACUGCAAGCAGUGCAAGCGUUAACAGCGGCGCUGUUAAGUCACACACAUGUUAACAUUGCAACAGCAGCGCUGUUAAGUCAGACAUUUAACAGUCACUAGAUUAACAGCGCGCAUUAGCAGCUGCGCUGUUAAGUCAGCCUGUCUGCACAUGUUAACAGCAGCGCUGUUAAAAGUCUUCAGUUUUUUAUAUGAAAUAUUUUUCAUUUAGCGUUUUUAGUGGAAUUUGUUGCCAAAAAAGGAAAAGUUGAGGCACUUAUGAGCAAGAUGAUGUUUACAAUUUGGCAUAUCUAUAUUUUUAAUGUAGUCGUUAUUGCAACUGGCACACACACAUCAAUAUUUAUAUACAAAAAAAAACGUAGAAAAAGAACAAAAAAAAAAAAUUAUAUACAAAUGGUUAGAAAGGGACUACACAUAUACAUAUA